GGAAGAAGAGGAGGGCGCGUGGGGAAAGGGGAGGGGCUGAACCCCAGCUCUAAAGGCAGCCUGGCUGCGGGUGCCUGUCUGCACUGUGUGAAGCCCGGCAGCAUUGGGCAAUUCUGGCUUCCUCCCUACCGGGUGCCAGCCCAGUCCCACGCGUCCCGGGGUUUCGUCCACACAGACAUGGAGGAGACGGUCGUGCGGCCCUCAGUGUUUGUGGUGGAUGGACAGACGGACAUCCCAUUCACCCGGCUGGGUCGCCACCGCCAGAAACAGCCCUGCAGCGCUGCACGGCUGGGCCUGGGUCUCCUACUGCUGCUGGCGGCUGGGCUGGCUGUCCAGGGCUGGUUCCUGCUGAGGCUGCACUGGCGCCUGGGGGAGAUAGUGGCCCCCCUGCCGGAACGAGAUGCGACAUCCUGGGAGCAGCUGGUGCAAGGGUGGAGGUCCCACCAAGUCAACCCAGCAGCACACCUCACAGGGGCCAACUCCAGCCUGACGGGCAGCGGGGGCCCCCUGCUCUGGGAGACAAAGCUGGGCCUGGCCUUCCUGAGGGGCCUCAGCUACCAAAACGGCGCUCUCGUGAUCUCUAGGACCGGCUACUAUUACAUCUAUUCCAAGGUGCAGCUGGGCGGCGUGGGCUGCCCACAGGGGCUGACGGGCGGUCUGCCUAUCACCCACGGUCUCUACAAGCGCACACCCCGCUACCCGGAGGAGCUAGAGCUGCUGGUCAGCCGACGGUCGCCCUGCGGGAGGGCGGCCAGCCCCCGCGUCUGGUGGGACAGCAGUUUCCUGGGCGGGGUGGUCCACCUGGACGCUGGAGAGGAGGUGGUGGUCCGCGUGCCAGAUGAGCGCCUGGUCCGACUCCGAGAUGGCACACGGUCCUACUUCGGGGCCUUCAUGGUGUAGAGGACAGAGUGAUGGCGAAUUGCAUGCGGGUGAGAAAGAAACCUCACAGGGUGCCUCAAGAGACCAGACGCCACAGAAACAGACACCUUGGAGGGUGUCUCCGAAGCAGCAGGCAGAGCCCAGCGGGCACCCGUGGGGAAAAGGAGACUGCAGACCCCGCCACGGACAACACUGAACACGCAGACCCGGAGACUUGGGGGUCUGUAGGGCCCCUGAGCAGAGGGUAGCGCUGAUCUGCCAGAUAUUCAGGAUAAGGGGUUGGGGUGGGUAUUUAUGCUUUUGAGUCAAAGGAAAGGGGGACUUUGGGGUCCAGACACUUGGCUGAGGACUGGAAACAUGCCUCUCCCUGACUCUCAGAGUGUGGGGUGCGGGAGACUCAUUAUCAGGACUCAUGGGUGCGGAAAGCCCAGCCCAGCCACACCCAUGGUCAGAGCCACAUACUCAAGUCCCACUGAGGGACUUGUGGCCACACCUCAGCCUGCCAUGAAACAUUGGAGUUAGAGACGCAGGUUCAGGAAUGUGCUGGUAAACAUUUAACAGCCAGCUCCCCCAGGAGGGGGUAGGAAUUGAAACGUCUGCCCAUUUCCCUGGUGCAAAUCCUCCCCCCGGGGCUGGCCGCCAUCUCCCGUCCUGGGGAACACUCACAUCCCACUGAGGACACCGCUAAGGCCAGACCUUGGCACCAGCCGGCACUUGGAAAAGACAAGAGAAGGAAGGAAGGGAAAAAAGGAGAAAGAAAGCAAGCCAGACAUGCCUGCAGCAUCACGGAGAUAGCACCGCUCCACGAUCUCACUCUUUACCCACCGCAGACUCACACACGGGAAGCACUGGCUUCUCGAACAAGCACACACAAGUUGUAGGCAGCAUCAUGAAUGCUCAGUCACAGACACCGCAUGACAGCCACAGGCGACACAAUCACACACAAGUCAUCAUCCCCGCCACACCCACAGCGGCUGUACAGUCACCCCAGGUGUGACACAUAGGCUGUGAUGUUUGUCACAUCAGGCUUCUCCAUGUGGCAUGACAGUCAGACCCAUCACACAUGGUCGCUCCUGGUUUGAGGUCCCUCCCAUCCAAGACAAACACAUCCUGGGGUGAGGGCAAGACCGUCUGUAGCCCUGGGUGUCCUGACCACUGGUCUUGGAAAUAAAUGGUAAAGGUUG
This is a messenger RNA of Manis javanica (Malayan pangolin), 2063 nucleotides long. It is a transcript of the gene TNFSF14, whose product is annotated as TNF superfamily member 14. Gene Ontology annotation, molecular function: tumor necrosis factor receptor binding. Gene Ontology annotation, cellular component: membrane. Gene Ontology annotation, biological process: immune response. The record is from RefSeq and is a predicted model, not a curated record. NCBI's taxonomy places the organism in Eukaryota, Metazoa, Chordata, Mammalia, Pholidota, Manidae.